Messenger RNA from Mya arenaria, 838 nucleotides. RefSeq names its product transmembrane protein 170A-like. The transcript is spliced from 4 exons. Bases 78 to 470 code for a protein of 130 amino acids. The record is from RefSeq and is a predicted model, not a curated record. Lineage: Eukaryota; Metazoa; Mollusca; Bivalvia; Myida; Myidae.
GUAAAACCUGCAAGUUUUAGUUUUGCGUACAAAAUACCAGUAACUGAGAAGAUAUUGUUGGUGCUGCAUGUUGGACAAUGGCUGAGGUGGAAUUUAAGGCUGAUGAGUUGGAUUCCAUUAUUAAUGUGAUUGGACUGAAGCCAAGUGAUCCAGUGAAAAGUUUUGGAGGGAUCUGGUACCAGGUGUUUCUAUGGGCACUGUUCUCCUCCAUGUUUGUGCACAUCAUCGCCACGGUGAUAGCGUUCUGUCGACUGCGCAAACACAAGAUGGGAAGAUGGAUUCCUGUUGCCAUUUUCGUAGUGGGUGUGGUUUCACCGGUGACUCUAGGAGUUGUCAGCAGUGCUGCUAUUGCAUUUUUCUACCGUGCUUCUGAUGUCGAGAUGGCACCGUUUUAUGCUCUGCUGUGGGGACUGGGACAAACAAUCAUUGGAAUCAUAUUCUCCUUCACACGGAUUCUGGCAACCCUGUAACAUUUUCUUGACAAAGAUCUAUUGCUUGUGUUCAAUGUAUUAAUAGUCUCAUACUGUCAGCUUGGUGUACAUCUUUUUAUUUCAAGACUGUUCUGAUGAAAGGAUAAAUCAAACCUUGUGUUUAUGUAAUGGAAUAAGAAUGAUGCUUUGAUGUCAUGAGACUGGAACCGAGGUCUGAUCUGUUUAGAAAUAGACCAGAAUGGAUUUAAACUGACCAGCAAGUAAAGUGUUAUGUUAAAGGAAAACACUGUAUUUUGUCAUAUAUGUAUGUGAUAAAGGUGAACUAACAGUCUGCAGGUAUCUAAAAAAAUAUGCAAUGCUUGCAUCUGUUGAUGACAAUAGAUACAAUUACAAACUUCAAAAAGUCA